AUGUCACCUGUCAAGGACUCCUCAGCACCCAUCUACAAGAUUGUGAAUGCCAAGCUAUUGCUUAACCAUGAACUCGUCGAAGGCUCCUAUUUGUGGUUCCAAAACGGCAAGAUCAUUCAUCCCCAGAACCUCUUUUUCGACCUUCAUCGUGAAGCUGAUGAGAUCAUUGAUGCCAAGGGCAUGUUGGUGGUGCCUGGUUUUAUUGAUACCCAAAUCAACGGUGCAUAUGGUAUCGACUUUGCUGAUUAUGAAGAGACCGAUGAAAAGCUCUCCAAGGAUAUCGAUACCGUGGCCAAGGGAUUGUUGAAAUAUGGAUGCACAGCUUUUUGCCCUACCGUAGUAAGCUCAGAACCCGCUGUCUAUAGCAAGGUGUUGCCUUUACUUAGACCCCGCAAAGGAACUGCCGAUGGCGGAGCAGAGAUCUUGGGUGCACAUGUGGAAGGACCCUUCAUCUCACCCGAAAAGAAGGGUGCACACAAGAUUGCCGUAUUGCAAGAUGCCAAGAACGGUAUUGAAGACUUUGAUAAGGCUUAUGGACCUGAACUCAAGAAGGGCAAGGAUGCUGUUAGCAUCAUGACAUUGGCUCCCGAACUUCCUGGUGUCACUGAUGCUAUCCCUGACUUGGUGGCACGUGGCAUUACUGUUGCUCUCGGUCACAGUGCAUGUCAAAUCGCCGAUGCUGAAAAGGCUGUCAAUCAAGGUGCUAAUAGCAUUACGCAUUUGUUCAAUGCUAUGCAAACUUUCCAUCAUCGUGAUCCCGGUUUGGUUGGUGUACUUGGUGCACAUGACUUGCCUAUUCCUUCGAAAGCUAAGGGCCACCCAUUGCCUUCCAACACAUCUCCUUGCCGCACCAAAGCUGAUCCUCGUCCUUUCUAUGGCUUGAUUUGUGAUGGUGUCCAUGUCCACCCCAACUCUAUUCGUAUCGCCUAUUACUCUCAUCCUCGUGGUGCUGUUCUCGUUACUGAUGCUUUAUCAGCCAUGGGUCUUCCUGCUGGCACCUAUUCCCUCGGUGGUCGUGAUGUUGCUGUGGAUCACAAUGGUGCAGCUUACAUCAAGGGUACCAACACUUUGGCUGGCAGCACUUUGACAAUGGAUGCCUGUGUUCGCAAUUUCCAAUGCUUUACCAAUUGUACCACUGUUGAAGCCUUGGAGGCUGCCACUCUUCACCCUGCACAAAUGCUUGGUAUUGCUGAUAGAAAAGGUACUCUUAAUGUCGGUGGUGAUGCCGAUCUCGUCUUUUUGGAUGAGGAUUUGAAGGUUAAGCGUGUCUUUGUCGCUGGCGAGGAAGUCAAGUUAUAA
This is a messenger RNA of Lichtheimia ornata, 1299 nucleotides long. RefSeq lists its product as uncharacterized. Gene Ontology annotation, biological process: N-acetylglucosamine catabolic process. The record is from RefSeq and is a predicted model, not a curated record. Gene Ontology annotation, molecular function: N-acetylglucosamine-6-phosphate deacetylase activity. The transcript has 4 exons. Lineage: Eukaryota; Fungi; Mucoromycota; Mucoromycetes; Mucorales; Lichtheimiaceae. The coding region runs from base 1 to 1299 and encodes 432 amino acids.